This is a messenger RNA of Elaeis guineensis (African oil palm), 1537 nucleotides long. RefSeq lists its product as uncharacterized. NCBI's taxonomy places the organism in Eukaryota, Viridiplantae, Streptophyta, Magnoliopsida, Arecales, Arecaceae. The record is from RefSeq and is a predicted model, not a curated record.
AUACCUCCCCUCCCACCCUCUCUCCUUCCCUCGCAGACGCCAUGCCGCAGACAAUCCCUGCCCUCCCAUAAACCACAUCGCACGAGCCCCGCCCACCAGGCGUGGGGAACGUCCAAGCCGUCCACGUGUGUGGAAUCCCCAUCCAGCAUCAAACCUUGCGCUCGGCAUAUACUACCACGCGGUACAGCGAUUAGACUCGGUGCCAGCUUGCCAAAUGCCAACGCCUACAUCUCGCUCUUAAUCCACUAGCCUCCUCUCCCGCCUCAUCCAUCUCUUAGAUCCGGGGAGGCGGCGACCGGCAGAUGGCGGUGUACGUCCGAGCGAAGCGGGUGACGGACCCGCUCGACGACAAGGUGAAGGCCCGAAUCCGCGGCGACGACCGGUUCGUCACCGGAUACGCCAGUAGUGGCAGCGAGCACGACGCCCUCUCCGGUCUUGUCCACGCCUUCCUUGAGAGCGACGGCCCCAACUCCCAUGGCGCUUCCGCCUCCGCCGCCGCCGCCUCCGACGGCAGCGAAGAGUCCGACUCCGAGGACGGUGACCGGUCCGUCGAGGUGGCGACGAAGGUAAAAGAUCUGCUGGAUCCGUCUGGGAAGGAGGACCCCUUCCGCCUCCGGUUGAUGGUGGACGUCUCCGAGGCAGCCGAGGCCCUGGCGGAGCUGCGGUGGAGUGGAUCCGGUUACCGCCGGGCGGUGAUGGUAAGGCUUAGAGAGGGAGGAUAUAAUGCCGGGAUUUGUAAGGCCCGGUGGGAGAGCUCCCGCAGGCUCACCGCCGGCAGCUACGAGUACAUCGACGUGGUGGUUGAUGCGGCGAAGGAGGUGGCGGCGAGGUAUAUAGUGGACGUAGGGUUUGCUGCGGAGUUCGAGGUGGCGAGGGCGACGGAGGAGUACGGGAGUAUGGUGGCGGCGCUGCCGCGGGUGAUGGUGGCGCGGCCGGAAGAGGUGCGGCAUGUGGUGCAUAUCGCGGCGGAGGCGGCGCGGCGGUCGCUGCGGCGGCGGGGUAUGCACGUGCCACCGUGGCGGAAGGGGAAGUACAUGCUGGCCAAAUGGCUGGGGCCGUACCGACGGACCGUCAACCCGCUACCGGCUGCCGCCGGGGCGGCGGUAGCCGGAGUGGGCGAGGCUAAGUGCCGCGCCGUCGGGUUCCGGGCGGUGCAUCCGGUCGCCGUCUCGCCGGCAACACGGACGCAGUAGAAGAAACGACAAGAUCGACUUUACUUAUGAUCACAUUGAAUUAGUCGUAAAUUAUGAGACGCGGCGUUCGCCAGCAGGAACGGAGCGGAGGGCGGCGCACAUAGAGUGGGAAUGUUAUGCGACGCGGUGACCGCAGGAGUGAAGUGGAGACUGUUCAUGUACUCUCUGUGUAGUGUGGAAGAAAUUAUGUGGGGUCGACUUGUGGAUGAGGACAUGGUGUGAUUUGAAAUGGCUUUUCCUAUCAGUGUUGGCUUUUUUUUGUACAAAAUUAUAUAUGAUGAUUGUGAGAGCACUUUAAUUAUGUAAAAAAAUAUAGUAAGAAAUGUUUGAGCAAGAUUAUGAAA